UUAAAGUUCGCUAUUCAUAAUAUAUGUUUGCUAUAAGUAUAUUCUUCCGUUCAAGUGAUAGAUUCACUUUGUCCAAUCCAAUCAUCUAAAAAAUUAUCAUAUUCAGAUGGCUAGCAGCAGCAACUCGUCUACGGCUCUGGUGCCUUUGCCAAGGAGAAAUUGUUAUGACGUGUUUGUCACCUUCAGAGGUGAAGAUACUCGCAACAAUUUCACUAAUUUUCUUUUUGCUGCCCUUGAAAGAAAAGGUAUUUAUGCUUUCAGGGAUGACACAAAUCUUCCAAAGGGUGAAUCCAUAGGACCUGAGCUCCUUCGAACAAUCGAAGGAUCUCAGGUUUUCGUUGCUGUCUUAUCAAGAAACUAUGCUUCUUCAACAUGGUGCCUGCAAGAAUUAGAGAAGAUUUGUGAAUGCAUCAAGGGAUCUGGAAAAUAUGUUCUUCCUAUUUUCUAUGGUGUCGAUCCUUCUGAGGUAAAAAAGCAAAGUGGGAUUUAUUGGGACGAUUUUGCCAAACAUGAACAAAGAUUCAAACAAGACCCUCAUAAGGUGUCAAGAUGGAGGGAAGCUCUAAACCAAGUGGGGAGUAUCGCUGGUUGGGAUCUACGUGAUAAGCAGCAAUCCGUAGAGGUUGAAAAGAUUGUUCAAACGAUCUUGAAUAUAUUGAAGUGCAAAUCUUCAUUCGUUUCAAAAGAUUUAGUUGGGAUAAAUUCUCGUACAGAAGCAUUAAAACAUCAGUUACUUUUGAAUUCGGUUGAUGGUGUUCGUGUUAUAGGAAUUUGGGGGAUGGGAGGAAUAGGGAAGACAACCCUUGCUAUGAAUUUAUAUGGCCAAAUCUGUCAUCGAUUUGAUGCAUCCUGUUUCAUUGAUGAUGUAAGCAAAAUUUUUAGAUUACAUGAUGGUCCAAUUGAUGCACAAAAGCAAAUCCUACAUCAAACUCUUGGCAUAGAACACCAUCAAAUAUGCAAUCAUUAUAGUGCAACUGAUUUGAUAAGACAUAGGCUAAGUCGUGAAAAGACCCUUCUAAUUCUUGAUAAUGUGGAUCAAGUUGAACAAUUGGAAAGAAUAGGUGUGCAUCGUGAAUGGUUAGGUGCAGGUAGUAGAAUCGUUAUCAUUUCAAGAGAUGAACAUAUAUUGAAAGAAUAUAAAGUGGAUGUAGUUUACAAAGUUCCACUGUUGGAUUGGACCGAGUCUCACAAGUUAUUUUGUCAAAAAGCUUUCAAACUUGAGAAAAUUAUCAUGAAAAAUUAUCAAAAUUUGGCAUAUGAGAUACUGAAUUACGCUAAUGGUCUACCACUAGCAAUUACAGUAUUGGGCUCAUUUUUGUCUGGUCGUAAUGUGACUGAAUGGAAGAGUGCAUUGGCUAGACUGAGACAAAGUCCAAAUAAAGAUGUCAUGGAUGUGCUUCAAUUAAGUUAUGAUGGGCUAGAGGAAACGGAAAAAGAAAUAUUUCUUGAUAUUGCUUGUUUUUUCAACUCUCGGAAUGAGAAAAUUAUUAAAAACAUUCUAAAUUGUUGUGGAUUUCACGCUGAUAUUGGAUUUAUAGUUCUCAUUGAUAAAUCACUAAUAACCAUUCAUGGUUCAAUUGUUGAAAUGCAUUCUUUGUUGGAAGAGUUAGGCAGAAAAAUUGUGCAAGAAAAUUCAAGCAAAGAGCAAAGAAAGUGGAGCAGGAUGUGGUCCAAACAACAACUCUACAAUGUUACGAUGGAGAAUAUGGAAAAACAUGUUGAAGCCGUAGUUUUUUUUGGUGGGAUUGAUAAGAAUGUUGAAUUCUUGUCAACAAUGAGUAAUCUUAGAUUGCUAAUCAUCAGGCACGAUGAAUACUAUAUGAUAAACAACUACGAACUUGUGAUGUUGAAGCCAUAUAGUCUAUCAAACAAAUUACGAUAUGUUCAAUGGACUGGAUAUCCUUUCAAGUAUCUGCCAUCAAGUUUUCACCCUGCUGAACUUGUAGAAUUGAUUUUGGUGAGAAGCUGCAUUAAACAACUAUGGAAAAACAAGAAGCAUCUUCCCAAUUUGAGAAGAUUGGAUCUAAGUGACUCCAAGAAGCUAGAAAAGAUAGAAGAUUUUGGACAGUUUCCUAAUCUUGAGUGGUUAAAUUUGGAAAGAUGUAUAAAACUUGUGGAGUUGGAUCCAUCUAUUGGACUUCUAAGAAAGCUUGUUUACUUGAAUUUAGAGCGUUGCUAUAAUCUAGUAAGCAUACCCAACAACAUAUUCGGUCUUAGCUCUCUUAAAUAUCUAAAUAUGUCUGGAUGUUCCAAAUUAAUGAAGCCUGGUAUAUCCUCAGAAAAGAAGAAUAAGCAUGAUAUAAGGGAAAGUACAUCACAUUGCCGAUCAACGUCCUCUGUCUUCAAAUUGUUCAUUUUUCCUAACAAUGCAUCAUUUUCGGCUCCCGUAACACACACAUAUAAGUUGCCUUGCUUUCGUAUUUUAUAUUGUUUGCGUAACAUUGACAUUAGCUUUUGCCAUCUAAGCCAUGUUCCUGAUGCAAUUGAAUGUUUACAUCGGCUAGAAAGAUUAAAUUUAGGGGGAAAUAAUUUUGUGACACUACCUAGCAUGAGGAAGCUUUCCAGACUUGUAUAUUUAAAUUUGGAGCAUUGCAAGUUGUUGGAAUCGUUGCCUCAACUUCCUUUUCCAAGCACUAUUGGGCCGGAUUAUCAUGAGAACAACGAAUAUUAUUGGACUAAAGGAUUGGUCAUUUUCAACUGUCCAAAAUUGGGUGAGAGGGAAUGUUGUAGUAGCAUAACAUUUUCAUGGAUGAAACAAUUCAUUCAGGCAAACCAACAAUCCUACGGUCCGUAUUUGUAUGAGCUUCAAAUUGUUACUCCAGGAAGUGAAAUACCAAGCUGGAUCAACAAUCAGAGCAUGGGUGGUUCAAUACUAAUAGACGAAUCUCCUGUUAUACAUGACAAUAAGAAUAAUAUCAUUGGCUUUGUAUUUUGUGCAGUAUUUUGCAUGGCACCUCAAGAUCAAACAAUGAUAGAAUGUCUUCCAUUGUCUGUUUAUAUGAAAAUGGGUGAUGAGAGGAACUGUAGAAAGUUUCCGGUAAUAAUCGAUAGAGAUCUUAUUCCGACCAAAUCAAGUCACCUAUGGCUAGUCUACUUUCCCCGAGAGUACUAUGAUGUUUUUGGAACUAUCCGCAUUUAUUGUACCAGGUAUGGACGUCAAGUUGUGGGUAUGGAUGUGAAGUGUUGCGGGUAUCGUUGGGUAUGUAAACAAAACUUACAAGAGUUCAACUUAACAAUGAUGAAUCAUGAAAAAUCCUUGGCUUCGAAAUGUAAGAUUUUGGCAAUUGAAGAUGAGACACAACCACAACCACAAUCAGAACAAGAAUCAUUCACCUCACAAGUCAUAACUACUUCACAGAGAAGAAAGUCAACAAGUGAUAACAAGUCAAACGCAAAAACAAUCUCUGUUUUCAACCGCAAGCAGAGAAAUAAAUCUCGAACCUCCAUAUCAGCCACAGAAACUGAAGUAUCCGCGGAGGCACCGAAUUCACCUGUUGCAAAUGAAGUUUCUACUGAAUCUCAACAGAAAAAAAUCUCGAACCUCCAUAUCAUUGGUCAAUUCAUUGGUCGGUUCCUCAGCAACUGUUGCCAACAAGGUAGCACAGAUACGGACACGGACACUGUAAAUUCAGAUGCUGAAAGUUUGGUUUCUCAGGAAGAUUCAGAUGCUGUAAUUUCAAUUAUUGAAGAAGCUAUUCAGACAGAUAUUGCAACAUGCAAUGUCGAAACUGACUUACCAGUUGGUCGGUUCCUCGAGAACUGUUGCCAACAAGGUAGCACGGAUACGGACACGGACAUCAGAUACGACACAGACACUGUAAACUCAGAUGCUGAAAGUUUAGUUUUUGAAGAAGACUUGGAUGCUGUAAACAAUUAUUGAAGACCUCAAAUGCACCAGCUCCUCAAGAAGGAGAAGGUGACAAUGAUGGGUUCCAGAGAACAAUGAGAUCGGUGCUAGUUUGACAGGACAAAGUGGUGAUUUGUCUUCUGAGAGAAUCUUGAAUAUAGGUUAUGCUUAAUGCAUUUUCAAAUCCUGCUUGCUUGAUUGAAUCAGUGUUGUCAAUCGUGUAUCGCCGAAAGUAACAAUUUCUUACCGCUACACAAUAGUUUUAUAGCACCACUAUAGAUGCUAUUUCACAACAUUUUGCACUAACUAUCGUAAUUCUGAGCAAUAGCAAUUUGUUCAUAUUCCACUCGCUGUAGCAAUAUUCCACUUGACUGAUAUUACACAUAAUAGCUAGCUUAUUUAGCUUAUUACACAUAACGGAUAGAGGAUUUUUUUUUCCUAUAUGGAGAUGGAGGAUUUUUUUUCUUUUUGUUAUGAAGGGAGUUUCAUUUAACCUUGAAUCCUCUAUUGACAGAUGUAACAGAAGAAAACGAUCAAGUUCCCACUCCUGAAAGUCCUGCACCUGAAGAAGUGCCAGAACAAACACCAGUAGCAUCACAAGUUGAAGAAGUUGCAAUUGCAUUAAAAAAAAAGAAGUGUAUCUAACUCUAAUAGACAAACUGGCAUUACAACUUUAGAUGAAGGCCUGAGCAAAGCAACUAUAUCACCAGCACUUGUGAAGCAACUUCGGGACGAAACAGGAGCUGGAAUGAUUUGGACUGCAAAAAUGCUCUAUCAGAGAGUGAAGGUGACAUUAUCAAAUCACAGGAACUCCUUAGGAAAAUAGGCUUAGCGAGUGCAGACAAGAAAGCAUCCAGAGCAACUGCCGAAGGAAGGAUCGUUCUUGAUCUUGUUGGUUCUUUUGUUUAAAACGUCACCAAUGUAGGAUCAUACUUCAUUUUUAAUGUAUGUUCCCAAAAGUCUAGCCGACCAUUUUAAAAGGAAAUCAACGGUACUGGUCUCAGCCUUUUUGGUUAAGCAACUGCGAGAAGAAACCGGUGCAGGGAUGAUGGACUGUAAGAAAGCUCGUGCCGAAACAGAAGGUGAUCUUGAAAAGCCGCAAGCAUAUCUCAUCAAAAAGGGUCUCUCAUCCGCUGAUAAGAAAUCCGGGAGACUAGCAGAAGAAGGAAGAAUCGGUACAUAUCACUCGCGAUUCACACAUUGGUGUUCUAAUUGAAGUGAACGGUGAAACCGACUUUGUUGGCAGAAGUGAGAAAUUUAAGGAGUUGGUUGACGAUCUUGCAAUGCAAGUAGCUUUUUGGUCCACAGGUUCAGUUUGUUACGAAGGAAAUCUUUCUCUUCUAGAGAAGCCUUUCAUUAAGGAUGACAGUGUUUCAGUGAAAAACUUGGUGAGGCGAAGUAUAGCUGGCAUUUGCGAGACCAUUAAAGUGUGGCGUUUUCCAGACCAUCGACCUAUCUCAGAAUUCUUACAAAAUAUUUCUAAUUGUUGAAUGUCUGUUCUGCCCCCCCCCCCCCCUUUGGAUUGCAGCAACUAUAUUACCAGCAUUUGUAAGGCAACUUCGCGACGAAACAGGAGCUGGAAUGAUGGAGUGCAAAAAUCCUCUAUCGGAGAGUGAAGGUAUCACUUGAUCUUUCACAGUUAAACGGGUCUGGAAGCUCUUUGACAUGGAAAGGAAUAGAAAAACCAGGAACAUUUACCAUUUCAUAACUUGAUCCUAAGAACUGAGUAGAUGCAGCAUCAUCGAGGUUUGGAAGAGUGAGAAAGAAAGAGAAUAAAACAGCUCCUGAAGAAAAGAAAAGGUAAGACAAAAGGUUGAAAUGUUUAGCUACAUCGUGUGCAUCGGUUGAAAACAUGCUGCAAACUAAAGCAACAAGGUUCAAGAUUAUGUGGAAGGUCUUCAAUGUUGACUUGGGGAAGAACAGUGAAGUUCAUGUUUGGUGGAAGUGUGUUCAAGAUUGAUUGCAUGGAAGGAGUUAGUGGACCAAGUGUGGGAAUGAGGAAUGUGAUAUGGUACUCAUUGUGAUGUUGGAGUAAUAGUUUUGCAAACUCAACUUGUGGAAUCAAAUGGCUCAAUCCAGGUGAAGGAACCAUAGCAAUGCAUGUUUUGUUCUCCAUGAUAUGUAAUUCAAUUUGAGAUGGCAAAUGAAAAACAAGAUAUCUUUGUAAGAUGGAUAUCUCUUGAA
This is a messenger RNA of Medicago truncatula (barrel medic), 6031 nucleotides long. RefSeq names its product disease resistance protein RUN1. The transcript has 10 exons. The record is from RefSeq and is a predicted model, not a curated record. The coding region runs from base 107 to 3880 and encodes 1257 amino acids. NCBI's taxonomy places the organism in Eukaryota, Viridiplantae, Streptophyta, Magnoliopsida, Fabales, Fabaceae. Gene Ontology annotation, molecular function: protein binding; ADP binding. Gene Ontology annotation, biological process: defense response; signal transduction.